AUGCUUCAACGUACCAAGUAUAACCGCUUCAGGAAUGAUUCGGUGACAUCAGUUGAUGAUCUUAUUCACAAUUUGUCCAUGAACAGCAAGGUCUCAGCAGUUGCUACGACUUCAACAGCACCUUCAUACCUGGUCUCACCAGAGGUUCUCCGCAAGGACCAAGAAGAUGGACCCACCACCCUAUGUACCCUCAUCCAUAAAGUGUCCCACUUGAAACUCUCUCACACGGGCAGCCUUUUGGGUAUCAAAAACCUCUCCUCUGCAGUAAAGGAGCUUGCUGUCUCCAAGUUGCAGGGAAGCUCGAGUGCUUCUAGCUCAGCAGCAGGGGCUUCAGACAACACAUGUAACCUUGUCUCUGCCACUUCGUGUUCUCAGCAGGACGUGAGCAAGAUGAGUAUGGGGAAAAAACCACGGUCAGAGGAAAUGCACCCCGGAGGUGAAGACUGGAAUCAAAGUAGCAGCUUUGUCAAUAAACCCUCUCGAGGAUGGCUGCACUCGAGUGAGAAGAUCCUGGGACCUGGUGUGACAUACAUUGUGAAGUACUUGGGGUGUAUAGAAGUCUUACGCUCAAUGAGAUCUCUUGACUUCAAUACUAGAACACAGAUUGCAAGGGAAGCAAUCAGUCGUGUUUGUGAAGCCGUGCCUGGUGCCAAAGGAGCCUUUAAGAAACGAAAGCCACCAAGCAAAGUUCUUUCUAGCAUCUUGGGAAAGAGCAAUCUUCAGUUUGCAGGAAUGAGCAUAAUGCUGAAUAUCUCCACCACCAGCUUAAACCUAAUGACUCCUGAUACAAAACAGAUCAUAGCAAAUCACCAUAUGCAAUCUAUUUCCUUUGCAUCUGGAGGUGAUCCGGAUACAACUGACUAUGUUGCAUAUGUAGCUAAGGAUCCUGUUAAUCGGAGAGCUUGUCAUAUACUGGAAUGCUGUGAUGGCCUGGCCCAGGAUGUCAUCAGCACCAUAGGGCAAGCGUUUGAGCUUCGAUUUAAGCAAUACUUGCAGUGCCCCUCUAAGAUACCUACCUUCCAUGAUAGGAUGCAGAGUUUUGAUGAGCCAUGGAUGGAAGAAGAUAACGAGGCAACAGAACAUCCCUAUUACAACAACAUCCCAAAUAAAAUGCCCCCCCCUGGCGGCUUCAUUGAUGCCAGGCUCAAAGCAAGACUUCCCACUGCUGCAGAUACAGCUCAGUCUGCAGCAGGAGUGGGAGGAGAGCAAACCUAUUACCAGAGUCGUCACUUAGGAGACAAAUUCAGUGAAGACUGGCAUCAUGGGCCUGUUAAGCAAGGAUCUCUGGAUAUUUGUAGUAUGCCGGAAGGGAAAUCACAAGUAACCCCAACAGCAGAGAUACCAACAUACGUAAACACCCAGCAUAUAAAUACAGAAGCUCUAUUGGCACUUCAGGCAGAUGCUGAAAGUACCUUCAGUGGAACAACAGAUGAUACCAAAGAGAGCAGCCCAGGAAAAGAUCUGUUUGACAUGAAACCAUUUGAAGAUGCCCUCAAGAACCAAACAGCUGAGGCUGCGUUGAGUAAAUCCACCUCCACUGGAUGCACCAGUCCUCUUUUAUCCAGAGCAGCUGACUGGACUGUAGCCGAAGAGUUGAGUAUAGAGCCGUGGUAUCAAGGAGAGAUGAGCAGGAAAGAAGCAGAACAGCUGUUAAAGAAAUGUGGAGACUUCCUUGUGAGGAAGAGUACCACGAAUCCUGGCUCCUAUGUGCUAACAGGCAUGCACAAUGGACAAGCCAAGCAUCUUCUUUUGGUGGACCCAGAAGGAACUGUUCGUACAAAAGAUCGUGUCUUUGACAGCAUAAGUCAUCUCAUCAAUCAUCAUCUCGAGAAUAAUCUGCCAAUAGUUUCUUCUGGGAGUGAACUCUGCCUGCAGCAGCCUGCUGAGAGGAAACACUGA
Aptenodytes forsteri (emperor penguin) is the source of this 1899-nucleotide messenger RNA. RefSeq names its product SHC adaptor protein 3 (gene SHC3). Gene Ontology annotation, cellular component: plasma membrane. The transcript is spliced from 12 exons. The coding region runs from base 1 to 1899 and encodes 632 amino acids. Gene Ontology annotation, biological process: cell surface receptor protein tyrosine kinase signaling pathway; intracellular signal transduction. Gene Ontology annotation, molecular function: receptor tyrosine kinase binding. The record is from RefSeq and is a predicted model, not a curated record. Lineage: Eukaryota; Metazoa; Chordata; Aves; Sphenisciformes; Spheniscidae.